Messenger RNA from Gongylonema pulchrum, 645 nucleotides. The record is from the annotation of a GenBank genome assembly. NCBI's taxonomy places the organism in Eukaryota, Metazoa, Nematoda, Chromadorea, Rhabditida, Gongylonematidae.
UUGAUUCCAGCAAGUGCUGCGGUUAUUUUUCAUUUAAUAUUUAUUGAAAAUGUUUUUCAAGGAGUGAAGGAACCCAGAGAAGUCAAUUUUGACGUAGACGAAUACGGAAAACUGGACAAGCAUCAUCGGGUAGAUGCGCUUUGGAAAAACGUUGAACAAAUAGCCCAUAGUGGAACGGAGGAACGGAAUCGGGCGAAACGCCAGUUGAUAUCAGUUCUGGCGCCGGUUGUUCUCGCACCGUACAUAUUCUCGCCAGUAUUCGGUCUCAGUAUCUUGGGUCCAGUGGUUUUGUCGCCAAAUAUUUUCAGUCCGCUAAUUUUGAAUCCUGCCAUACUUGGCCCAUUUGUUCUUGAUCCAGCCAUCUUCAUGCCUUUCAUCAUCAGUCCUUAUAUCUUGUCACCAUAUGUGAUGACGCCUAUUCUCGGUGGCCCUUUUAUAUUAACACCAUACAUUUUAUCACCCAAUGUUCUUAAUCCGUAUGCCCUCAGUCCACUGAUACUCAGCCCGUAUGUUUUAAGCCCGGACGUGUUAUCUCCGCAGGUACUUGGUGGACAAAUUUUAUCACCAUCCGUUUUAUCACCAUCCGUGUACACAGAGAGUAUCCUGAUGGCAAGUGUUUUGUCACCCUCCUGGUUGUCCAGGUGA